Messenger RNA from Symbiodinium necroappetens, 837 nucleotides. The record is from the annotation of a GenBank genome assembly. NCBI's taxonomy places the organism in Eukaryota, Dinophyceae, Suessiales, Symbiodiniaceae.
AUGGCAGACAAGUAUCAGGUCGAAGUGUUGCAUGCAUUGUGCAUGCGGCUGGUUCGGGAGGCCUUCAAACCCGUCAUUGCCUGCGAAGUCUUUGCUGCCGCAGACCGCUUUUGCAUGGAGGACCUGCGAUCAGAGGCACGCGAUCUCAUCCUCACGCAGCCUGAAAAGGCCCUCCAAAGCCGUCCGCCUCUCCCGCCGGAGCUUUUGGAGGAGAUCCUGGAAUCGGGCCUGCUGUGCAUGUCGGAGGAUGCUUUGAUGAAAACUCUCCAGAGUUGGGGAGAGAAGGAAGGCGACUGCCUGGAGCCGAUCAUCAAAGCUCGGAUCCCAAGUACACCCCUCCGAGUGGUCAGUUUGCGUGGUGAGCACACGACCAAUGUGCUGAAGACACUUUGGAAGCGCUACUGCGAUGCUGGACAGAAGGGCACCUUCGUGGGCUACUGGGUGAAUGUCUUGCUGGGGCCUGGGCAGUCGCAGACCUGCACUCAGGACGAGCUCCUGUCCAUGGCUCGGAUGGACAAACUCUUCACCUUGGGGCAGGGAUGGGUGCAGUGGUAUCUUCCCUAUUGCUGGUUUCAUCUUCAGGGCUUCUCCUUCCCGAACUUCUUCGGCAAUGACAUUUCGGCCUCAACAUCCUUCCGGAUCCACGUGAAGUCCGGCGAAGACGGCGCGACCUGGCACCUCGCUUACGAGUCGCACAAGAAGGAGAUCGAAAAUGGCACCUUCCUGCCUUGCAAGAGACCUCGGGGCCUGGUGCAGUACUUCAAGCUGGAAGUCCUGGAGGGUGAGCUUCCGCAAACCUAUUUCAACAUCCAGGGCAUUUUGCAGACUUCCGUCUGA